Molecule: messenger RNA, 7784 nt
Organism: Salmo salar (Atlantic salmon)
Lineage: Eukaryota; Metazoa; Chordata; Actinopteri; Salmoniformes; Salmonidae
Source: RefSeq, a predicted model, not a curated record
GAAUAGGAAACUCUUUUGAAUGCAGCCUAAAUGCCAAACCUCAGAGGUCGAUGUCCGAACCCGUGCGGAAAUCGGUGAUGCCAUCACGUUUUAUUACAUAAAACACUGUGUGUUUACACUAUUGACUUCCUGUUUCUUGCAUGUGCAACGGUGCAAUUCAUUGAAUCUGCCUAUGUGCAGUCAUUCGCCCAUGCAGUAGAGCGGCACCUCCCAGUUUCUCCCCCGAAAAGUUACUUAUCACAAAAAUGUCUGUCAAGUCUGAACGGUUUGAGCAAGAAUCUAUUUGGACCCCACUAUCGAAAUUUGAGACUCACGAACACGGACAUUUCGGCUUCAAGGGAAUCGUCUGAAGGUAACACAUUACCGGGAUGUAAAAAUGAUUGGAAGUGAAUUGGGCAUUUCCACAUCAAAGAUACUGGCUGGACCUGGGCCCCAAUGGCAGACUGACAGCCCGUGCUGCUACUGCGGACCUACUCUCAGACCUGGAGGAGUGACCCAAUGACUAAACUUCUGACUAAAGUCCACUGACCACUUCACACUAACACCCAGAGGGAGUAGAACAUCUCGCUGAGCCAAGCUGUAUUUGGAGCUUUGUAGCUACUGGCCUGGCCAUGUUGAGAGGAAGAACUGUACUUCUCCUGCUGGUCCUCUGGGCAUACCUGUGUUCCCAUGGGGAUGGACUGCGAGCCCUGAGGAGGACUACAGGGGGGAGGCGGGGGGACGCAGGGGUGGGGUUGACGCUGAUGGGACAGGACGCUAAUGGAGUGCCUCUGAGACGCUCCAAACGAGGAUGGAUGUGGAACCAGUUCUUCCUGCUGGAAGAGUACACAGGGUUGGAUCACCAGUAUGUUGGCAAGCUCCACUCAGAUGGGGACCGGGGUGAUGGUAGCAUACGAUAUGUCCUGACCGGUGAUGGAGCCGGUAGUCUGUUCAUCAUCGAUGAGAACUCUGGGGAUAUCCAUGCCACUAAGAGAUUGGACCGGGAGGAGAAGGCCUACUACACGCUCCGGGCCAAGGCUGUCAACAGAAUCACUAACACCUCUCUAGAGGGAGAGUCAGAGUUUAUCAUCAAGAUCCAUGACAUUAACGACAAUGAGCCCAAGUUUACCAAGGACCCCUACUUCACAGAGGUACCUGAGAUGUCCCCACUGGGCACGGUGGUGACGCAGGUGACCGCUACAGACGCUGAUGACCCUACAUAUGGUAACAGUGCCAGGGUGGUCUACAGCAUCCUGCAGGGACAGCCAUACUUCUCCGUAGAGCCCAACACAGGUGUGAUCAAGACAGCCCUGCCUAACAUGGACAGGGAGACCAAGGAGAACUAUGUGGUUGUGAUCCAGGCUAAAGACAUGGCUGGACAGAUGGGUGGGUUAUCAGGGACCACCACAGUCAGCAUUACCCUCUCUGAUGUCAAUGACAACCCACCACGCUUCCCAAAGAGUCUGUAUGAGUUCAAAGCUCCCGAGUCGACAGAACCGGGCUCGACGGUGGCUGUGCUGCGAGCUACGGACGCUGACAUCGGCAGGAACGCUGAGAUGUACUACCGAAUCACCAGCAGCGACGGCCCCGCCAUGUUCGACAUCUCAACCAAUAGGAGCACACAGGAUGGUGUCAUCACCCUCAGGAAGUCUCUGGACUUUGAGAGGAAGCGGUCCUACACUCUAAGGAUCCAGGUGGAGAACUCCAACCCUGACCCUCGGUUCCUGCUCUAUGCGGCGACCACGGACGGGGCGACGGUCAAACUGAUCGUGGAGGAUGUGGACGAGCCGCCCGUGUUCGACCGGGUCGGCUAUGUCAUGGAGGUCAAAGAAGACGUGGCGGUAGGCACAAUCAUUGGAUCAGUCAGCGCCACAGAUCCAGACAGCAGCCGCAGUCCCGUCAGGUACUCUAUUGACCGGCGUACAGACAUGGACAGGGUGCUCAACGUGCACCCAGGUAACGGCUCAGUGUUCAUGCUGAGGACUCUGGACAGAGAGGACAUUGCCUGGCACAAUGUCUCUGUUAUUGCCACUGAGUUCAACAACCCACGGCUGAUGAGUCGUGUACCAGUCUAUGUUAGAGUACUGGACGUUAAUGACAACGCUCCUACGUUUGCCACUUACUACGAGACAUUUGUCUGUGAAAACGCCAAGGCUAACCAGAGGAUUCAGACAGUAAGUGCUGCAGACGCUGACGAGCCUAUUGGUGGACACAGGUUCUUCUUCAGUCUAGCGCAUGAGGCUUCUGUGAAAGCCAACUUCACCGUCAGAGACAAUAAAGACAACACGGCAGGUAUCCUGACCAGACGGAACAGCUACAGCCGGCUACAGAGGAGUACCUAUCUGGUUCCCGUGGUGAUCUCGGACAGCGACUUCCCCAUGCAGAGCAGCACCAACACCCUGACGGUGCACGUUUGUACCUGCGACCGCGAGGGGAACAUGCAGCUGUGUAACCAGGAAGCUCUGGUCCUCACCGCAGGCCUCAGCACUGGAGCCCUCAUGGCCAUCAUCUUCUGUGUCCUCAUACUGCUCAUGAUUGUGGUGCUGUUCGCUGCCCUGAGGAGGCAGCAGAGGAAGAAGGAGCCUCUGAUCAUCUCCAAAGAGGAUGUGAGAGACAACGUCGUCAGCUACAACGAUGAAGGGGGCGGAGAGGAGGACACCCAGGCCUUUGAUAUCGGCACGCUGCGCAACCCAGAGGCCACAGAGGAGAGCAAACAGCGCAGGGACAUUAAGCCCGAGACCCUGCACCCUCCCGUCCGUCGGACUGUGAUCCUUCCCCCGGCCCAUAGGGACAACGCGGACGUCAGGAACUUCAUAAACCAAAGGCUUCAGGAAAACGACCAGGACCCCACCGCACCGCCCUACGACUCCCUGGCCACCUACGCCUACGAAGGGAGCGGCUCAGUUGCUGAGUCCCUUAGCUCCCUGGGCUCCAUGACCACAGAGGGAGACCAGGACUAUAACUACCUGAGCGAGUGGGGACCCAGGUUUAAGAAACUAGCUGACUUGUACGGGGGAGAGGACAGUGACAGCUGCAGGGAUUCCUAAUGAGAGAGAAGGAUCUCGUAAGAGGGGAGCUAAAGGAAAACGUACAACAAACAAAUAAACACUCGCACACUAGCUAAAGUGAACUUAACUCCUGGUACUGUGUUGAAGUGGCAAACAAUAGAUCAAAACAAAGAGGACACAAACAGACACGAGGCAGUAUUUUACCGUCGUUGAUCACCGUUGAUGUUUGACCUCUCUGGAGGACUAGGAGGAAGAAGCUAGGUGUAUCCUGUCAGUAUUAGUGGUCUUUCUCUGCUUGGCAGCAGGGGACUCCUGAGGAAAGACUUGUUGUACUUUACUCUGUACACCAGGCCCACAAACACAGUAUCUCUAUAUACAAACAAACUUCUACUCUUUUCUUUUUCAAAAGCUUCCUGCAAAGGAGGGAGUAACAGCAAGCGGUUUUGUGGUGGACUUGAUAGACAGACAGCGCCUAUUAAUUUUUCAGUGUUUCUGGGACAAAAAAAGCUGCAUUUUGUGAGUUCUAUCGUAGCUUGUGUGUGCUUAUCUGUAAAUCGAUACAAUACAGUGUACAGUUAUGUUUUGUUUUCAGGCUUCUAGCGUCCCAUCUACCCCCUUAUAGCAAUGACUCUGUAUGUCACAAUGCUAUUUUGAGGUCACACAAGCCUUGCUGAGAGGCUGAAUGCUUUAUCUCUAUGGGUACACUCAAACUGUCCGCCAGUCACCCACUAUGGCAUAAUUGACUUGAAGGGGGACAACCGCUCUACUCAUUCUAUUUCUAUGGGUUGGACGUCACAAAACACACCUUUCUGACUGUCAAUACCUGAUCCACAUCUCCUUAUAGUUUUGCAUAUAUCCUGCCUCACAAAUGGCACACUAUUCCAUAGUGCAUUACAUUUGUACUAAGGUACAUAAGUCUCUGGUCAACAGUAGUGCACUAUCUAGGGAAUAGGGUGCCAUUUGUGACAAACCCAUACAGUCAUGAUCGAAAUUAUUGGCACCCUUGAUGAAGAUGAGAAAAAAGACUGAGCUGUAUUUUAUGCAAUUUUUUUGGAUUAUACUAAUACAAUUGCUCAGAGAAAGAGAUUUUGUUUAACAAGUAAUACAUGGCUUUCUCCAAAAAAUUGUUGUCAAAAUUAUUGCUCAGUACUCUGGUACCCUCCACUUGUGAGGAUAACAGCACUUAGCCUUUUGCUAAAAUGUUUUAUGAGAUUGGAGGACACAUUGGGAGGGAUCUUAGACCAUUCCUCCAUACCGAAUCUUUACAUACAGAUUUGUUUUUAAUUAUUGUUAUAAAAAAUAUUUCUAUGAGCAAUUGUAUUAGUUUAAAAUAAUAUAAUUGUCAAAUGAAUUUAUCGUGCAAUAUAGCUCAGUAUUUUUUGCUCAUAUUUAUCAAAUAAAGGUUCAAUUAAAAAAAAUCAAGGAUGCCAAUAAACGAAAAUCAAGGAUGCCAAUCAUUUCGAUCAUGGCUAUAUUCUCUGUGGGGGUAGCUGAAACACCUGGACCAAAAAGCUCCUCUGGGCGCUGUAUGUAUCUGAAGAACUUUUAAGGCACCCUCUUUAAAAAGUGUUACUGUAAUAUCUGUCAUAACAUCCUUGUUGACCGGCUGAAGAAGUGGAUGCGAACCCCUGGCAUUGACCUCGUCUGGUUCAGGUCAUAUUUAUGUGGCAGAUGUUUCUCCGUGAGCAUGGGUGGUUUAGUAAUGUCCCCAGCAGCUAUUCACUAUUGUGUCCCUCAGGGGUCAAAUCUGGGCCACAUCCUUUUUUACCUGUCCCCUUGGUGACAUCAUCCACAAUCAUAACAUUCAGUUUCACUGCUAGGUGGAUGACAUACAGCUUUAUUUACCAAUCAGACCCAGUGACCAAGCUAGCAUAGCUACCCUUCACAAGUGUCUUGCUGACAUCAAAUGUUGGAUGUCUGAACAUUUUCUCCAGCUCAAUGAUACAAAAUCAGAGGAUGUUUUAUUUGGCCCCCAUCUAGAUUGUAAAUAACCUUGGUCAUUUGUCCACCAAUGUAAAGCCUACGGCCAGUAACCUUGUCUUCUUUGACCUUGACCUCGAGCUGCAUGUAAAAACGGUAGUCCAGUCCUGCUUUUAUCAUCUAAGAAAAAUAGCUAAAGUCAAGUCUUAUUUCAGUCACUGAUCUGGAGAAAGUUAUACAUUCUUUUUAUUCCUCAUGCCUAGAUUACUGUUACUCUUUGUAUGCAUGUCUCAGUCAGAAAUCACUCCAUUGUCUACAGUUAGUUCAAAAUGCUGCAGCUCGGCUUUUAACAUGCACCAGAAAAUGUUACCAUAUCACACGUAUUUUAGCUUCUCUACACAGGCUACCAGUCACUUUUAGAAUAUAUUUAAAAAUUGUAUUAAUCACAUGUAAGGCUAGGCUUGGUUUAGCCCCAUCCUAUAUCACAGAUAUUGUAUCUCCCUAUGAGCCAGGAUGCAGCCUGAGAUCCUCUGGCAGGGCACUGCUGACCAUUCCAAAGUCUAGGUUGAAAACGAAAGAAGAGCAGGUAUUUGCCAUUAGGGCCCCUGGACUUUGGAAUGGUCUGCCAGAGGAUAUCAGGCUUGCCGAUUCAGUGCCUCUUUUUAAAUCCCUGCUGAAGACACACUUUUAUAAAGAUACAUUGAAAUCAUACAUUAAAGGUAUGAUUUUAAUUUGCUAUCAUUUGUCAUUUUCCUUCCUGUCUUUGUUAGUACUUUUUAUUUUAUGAAGUGAAGCACUUUUUACUUGUAUUAAAAUGCGCUAUAAAAAUAAAGUAGUUAUUAUUAUUAUUAUGUAUUCUUAUUGGAAGACUGUCUGUAGACAUGAAAGCAUAGAGGGUUACAGUAGCAGUGUGUUGCUUAGUAUAAACGAAACAUGCAGUUCCCAUUAAACAUUAAUUCCUUACUUAGUGUUUUACUCUGUAUGCUUUUCUGUAUUUUAAAACAGUUUCCUUUUCAUUCAAAUGUAAGUAAUUGAUUGAUGGUUGACUAUAUAUUUGUGAUGUGCACACUGACAAAAAGGGCAUUCUCAGGCUUGACAUAUUGGGACUAUGUGGGGGAAAACGCUGCCUAUUAAGGGAAAUAUGAUAUUUCAGUUGUGAGGAAGAGGGUCGAUAUUCCCUUGGGAUUGUCCUUGACAUAGGAGGUAAAGGUCAAUACAAUAUUAGGAUCAAGAAAUGGUUUGACACAUACGUAUGAAAUGGUCAUGAAAUGGUUUGCCAUCAUAAAAUGGUUUGACAUGUAUGUAGUAAGAAAAUAUAGCAAUUCAAAUGAAGCAAAGCAACCCCAAAUUGUCCAAGGCCGCAAAUGUCAAAUUAAACAGUAGUAGCAUUGCGAUAUUGCCUCCAAGCAUUAUUUUUCUAUGAUUUAUGAACAAACAGCUUUGAUAUUGUUUAGCUGAUAAGAGGAAUUUAUGAGGGAGCACUCAGAGGGCAGCGGCACAUCAAGAGAAAAAAAGUGCUGAGAUGCAUCCUAAAAGACCCUUUAUUCCCUAUAGUCCACUAAUUUUGCCCAGGGCCCUCUUCAAAAGUAGUGUACUAUAUAGGGAGCAGGCUGCCAUUUGGGAUUCAGCCUAGCUAAAACAAGCAGUGGCUACUCUCUACUAAAGGCCAACCUGAGGACUGAUUACAUUUAGCAGACAUUUCAAACUAAUAACACAACUGACGUAAUUGCCACAAUGACGAUUAUAUUUUUCUCUAUGUCUGCAGCAUUUACAAUUCACACAAAUCGGACUUGAUACUUUAUUUUUCAAAAAUAUUUUCCAAGUGCCCACGGAUGUAAAAAAUCUUAUAAUUUGAUGAAAAUGGUGUGGUAGCUUAGACAGUCCUCUAAGACAAGAACACACUUGUUAAAAAUGUAUACUACUAUAAUAUGCUCAAUAUUAUAAUAAGAAACUGUGUAAAUUAAACAAGAAGACCAUUGAGCACCCACUGUGUAAGUGACUGUUUGAGAUUGUGGCACAUGUGGCUUUGAUAAACAGCAUUUAUUUGGGUUUCUAAACCCUUCACACUGAAAAACAACUGUUAUUCUUCUACUGCCCUGAGGGUUUGACAUCUAGUUUAUGUCAGAAGGAGAAAUGACAGCAGCAGACUGCAUUAUUGUUUUCCUUCCUUAAAGGGACAAUCUGGGAUUGGUACAUCCAUUGUCUCUCUUUAAUACAGGGUGUCAGCAGCAUAAUUUCACUAUAAAUACAUGUUUGUGCAUUAACACCAUGCUCAGCUAAGGACACAAAUUAAACAAACAGUACAUCAAGCAUCGUGUAACAACACAAGCCAAAGCUAUUGGCGGUUUCUAGAGAAGAGUUAGCUGCCAGAUAUGGCUAGCCUACAGUAUACAGUACUGAUGUCCUCUUUCUAAAGAUAUGUUAAUGUAGACAGUUGGCUAGCCUUAAGGUUGCCUCUAUAUUAUGUUGCUGACUAUGUUAUUGAGCAGUCUAUGGCUGUGUCCCAAUUCUCCACCCUUCUCCUAAAUGGUGCACCUGCACGCUACCAGUCAUGGAUUUACAAGAAUAGGAAUGUAAAUCCAUGCAAGAAGGUAGCAUCCUGUUCAGGGGCUGUACAUGUACAUCAAGCUGCCUCACCCUACAGAAACAGGGGCUCUGAAACAGUGUGCAAGUGCACACUUAAGGGGAAUGAUGGAGAAUAGGGGUGCAGACAUUUUUUUUCUAUGUGGAUUAAUACUAUGAGAGGUUAUAGUAUGUGAAGUUGUUUAAAUGGGCCCUGUCAUGACCCGAUGCCCAUUAAUUCAUCUAUCUGCUUUGUACAACAUGAUUUUGUACUGGAUAUUUACAUGAUCCAACAAUUAAAUUUCUUCAAAAUCA